Messenger RNA from Teleopsis dalmanni, 1934 nucleotides. RefSeq names its product lysosomal Pro-X carboxypeptidase. NCBI's taxonomy places the organism in Eukaryota, Metazoa, Arthropoda, Insecta, Diptera, Diopsidae. The coding region runs from base 272 to 1705 and encodes 477 amino acids. The record is from RefSeq and is a predicted model, not a curated record. The transcript is spliced from 7 exons. Gene Ontology annotation, biological process: proteolysis. Gene Ontology annotation, molecular function: serine-type exopeptidase activity; dipeptidyl-peptidase activity.
GAAACUUACAACCAGAAGCAAUUUAAAAUAAAUUGAACAAAAAUAAAGCAAACAACCAGAAAUGCAUUUAAUACUAAAAUGCAUUUUCAUUUGAAUCUCAGUCGAGAAUGAUAAUACCAGCCAAGAUUAAACAAAGAAACGAUUUAAAUAUCAUGUUUUAGUCUCAAUCUGUUCCCUAAAAAUGAUUCUAGCUAAGCACAGUUCUUAAAGGGACAAAUCCAUUCAAAGAAUAUAGUUUGUACGCGUCUGAUUGUCAUUAGAAAAGUACGAAAUGUUUAGAAACUCUAAUAUUAGUUCGCAUUUUUGGAAAAUAAUUACGUUCUUAAUUUUAAUAAGCCAAUUUUGGUGCGCUACUCCAGUACAUGUUGAAAAGCGGACAACCCAGUACGAAAUACGAAAAUUUCGAGUACCAGUUGAUCAUUUUAAUUUAGUAAAUAAUAAAACUUUCGAUCUCCGAUAUUUAUAUAACGAUACAUUUGCUGACAAAAGCGAUUCAGCUCCCAUAUUCUUUUACACUGGCAAUGAAGGUGAUAUUGAAUUGUUUGCUAAAAACACCGGCUUUAUGUGGGAAUUAGCAGAAAACCUUAGAGCCAGUGUUAUAUUUGCGGAACAUAGAUAUUAUGGAAAAUCUUUACCAUUUGGUGAUAACACUUUUAACGAUACAUCAAAUCUUGGAUAUUUAUCUGUUGAGCAGGUCUUAGAAGAUUAUGGCAAAUUGAUACAAUCAUUAUUAGCUAAUCAUAGACGUCCCGUGAUAGCGUUUGGCGGUUCAUAUGGCGGAAUGUUAGCAGCAUGGAUGCGUAUGAAAUAUCCACAUAUCAUUGAGGGUGCUUUAGCAGCAUCAGCUCCAAUUUUACAAUUUAAUGGUAUAACACCAUGUGAUAUUUUUUCUAAAAUAACAACAUCAAUAUACACAUCAUACUCAAAAAAUUGUAGUACGAAUAUAAAAAAUUCUUGGAACUUAUUCAGAACAUACUUUUCAAAAGAAGAUGGAAAAAAAGAACUUAAUGCAGUUUUUAAAUUUUGUGAUCCAUUAAAACAAGAAGAAGACCUUAAUCAUUUCCUUGAUUAUUUAAAUGACGUUUAUGAAAAUCUCGCAAUGGCAAAUUAUCCAUACGAAAAUGAUUUUCUUUCUCCAUUACCUGCAAAUCCUGUUUAUCAAUUUUGCACAUUGUUGGAAGACUUGCACGUAGAUAAAGAGCUUUUGCUGGCGAUGCACAAAGCAAUUAGUGUAUAUACUAAUUUUACAACGACUUUAAAAUGCCUUGAUUAUAAAUCAGCAUUUGACACCACACUUGGAGGAAUGGCAUGGGAUAUUCAAACAUGUAAUCAAUUGGUUCUACCCAUGUGCUCUAAUACAAAAGAUACUAUGUUCCCAAAUGCAGAAUGGAACUUUUCAAAAUAUUCUGAUGAUUGUUAUAAAAAUUUUAAAAUUCGUCCUGAAUUAAAUGACAUUACAUUUAGAUAUGGUGGUAAAAACUUGAAGUUCACUUCUAAUAUUAUAUUUAGCAAUGGACUUCUGGACCCAUGGAGUGGUGGUGGAGUUUUAGAAACUGCAAAUAAUGAUCUCAACGUAAUAAUAAUUCCUGAAGGUGCACACCAUUUGGAUUUACGCUCUUCAAAUCCUGCUGACCCACCUUCCGUUCAAGCAGCUCGAAAAGAAGAAGAAAGAAUAAUUAAGCGAUGGAUAAGAAAUUAUUAUUAGCGACUAAAUUUAUUAAGGCAUCUCAGACAUGAAAUGUUUUAAAAUUUUUGCUGAUAAUAAAACUAUUUUUUCUUCCAGCAUUACUUUGGCAGUAACGAGUAAAUAAUAUUUUAGUUUAUUUAGUGUUUGUAAUACUGUAUAUAAAAUAACUAAACGAUUUGAGUACUGUUUUCGCUGAAUUGAACUCACUCCAUGGAUCGAGUCGUAGAAUAAAUUUCAAAUACUGUAU